AUGAGAAGCUCGACUCACCGAGAAGGCUGGUUUUGGGAGAUUGAAGAGGAAGAAAUUCAGAGGCAGGGAGAGGCGUCCUUCUUACAGCAGCGAUCCAGAACACCACAAAAGGGAAUCUGUGGCGGUGAUAAGCGUCAUCGAUGCUACUCUGUUUUGCGGGGCGUUGAAGAGGAGACAAGGAGCCGGAGACAGAGGAAGCUCCUAUCUGUUUCAAUUGGAGGUGACCCUCCUAAUUCCUUGAUUUUGGACGAGGAAGCUUCUGUUUCAAAAGCUAUCGUGGGAUAUGAAUUGAGAUUGGAUCGAGAGAGGCAGAGGCAGAGAGAUGUGAUUGACGCCGACGACGUCUCAGGCCACUCCCCUACCCGAUUGAGCCAUCUCGCUAUCUUAGUCGUUGCCAUCGAUCCACCAUCGCCAAAGGAGAAGCUCAACCCGCCGGAGAAAGCUGGGUAUGAGAUAUUGAAGCAGAAGAAAGCUGGAUUUUGGAGAAAGCUGGGUUUGGGAGGGUUGAAUUAA
This is a messenger RNA of Linum tenue, 513 nucleotides long. The record is from the annotation of a GenBank genome assembly. NCBI's taxonomy places the organism in Eukaryota, Viridiplantae, Streptophyta, Magnoliopsida, Malpighiales, Linaceae.